Molecule: messenger RNA, 444 nt
Organism: Linum trigynum
Lineage: Eukaryota; Viridiplantae; Streptophyta; Magnoliopsida; Malpighiales; Linaceae
Source: the annotation of a GenBank genome assembly
AUGCGCCCAUGUAAACAACCGCUUGAAGAGUCUGGCAGAGAAAAAGCUCUGAGCUUUGUAGCACAGAGGGAAGGAUGGAGAAAGGGAAGGGUGAAGACAGAGAGACUCGAGACAGCAGAGGGAAGAACCCGGGCAAAUCCCACGUGCGAACUUCCCCCUGGAACACAAAACGAUUUCCUUUCUUAUUCAAUUGGGACAAGCGAGCGCACCCGUCAUGGCAAAGGUCGGAUGACAAAAGAUAUUACCCAGGACAGCCAGGCCACCGAACACAGCGCCCUUCGUCCUCCCAUAUCUUAUACAUCAUCACCACAAUCUUCCAACUGCUCCGCCCCGGCGACCGCAAGCUGCAAUAGCACGGAUCUGAAUCUGGAUCUGCCAGCAGAAGAUUUCGUGUAUGUCUUCAUCGACGAUCAAAUUACAUACCAGAUCUACGUGUACAUAUAA